Messenger RNA from Bacillus rossius redtenbacheri, 7632 nucleotides. Its product is annotated as sortilin-related receptor-like. The transcript is spliced from 32 exons. NCBI's taxonomy places the organism in Eukaryota, Metazoa, Arthropoda, Insecta, Phasmatodea, Bacillidae. Gene Ontology annotation, biological process: post-Golgi vesicle-mediated transport. Bases 64 to 6552 code for a protein of 2162 amino acids. The record is from RefSeq and is a predicted model, not a curated record. Gene Ontology annotation, cellular component: membrane; Golgi apparatus. Gene Ontology annotation, molecular function: protein binding.
UUUUCUCUCUCGGUUGGCCAGUUCGGAACUUGUUUAUCGUGUGUGUAGCACGCAGUGUCUAACAUGGCUGCGGGUGAGAUGUUUGUGUGGUGGUUAUUAUUGUUUUGUGCGUUUUUGAAGCCUGGAGAAACGUUAGAAAGACAUCUUUACGUCCACAAGACUGAAUCGCAACAUGUACCAACCUUUUAUACACUUCCUGAAGAUGAAGGAAAUGUGUUGCAUCAUGAGAAUGUGUUACCACAGGGUCGGUUAAAAAGAUUUGCUAGCCCACCAGGUACAGAGAAGAAUAUUACUUCAAAGUUGAUACACCUGAACGACAGCCACCAGCAGCUGCUGGUGCACUGGGCGGGCGAGGGCUCCGACGUGAUCGUGUGUCUGGCGCGGGACGUGAAGCCCCGGCCGUUCGAGCCGCCCCGCCCGUCCUCCGUCUACGUGUCCUACGACUACGGCCAGACCUUCGAGAACCUCACGGACAAGUUCGCGGUCGGCCCCAACAGGAGCUACGCCGUGCUGGAGAAGUUCCACUCCCACCCCAAGUACUCCGCCCACAUGGUGUUUACAGACUCAACCAACCAGAUGAUAUUCACAACGAAAAACUAUGGGCGAAAUAUUACAAGGACUAAGCUGAGCUUUCAUCCAACGAACAUUACGUUUCACGAUGAAGAGCCGUUUACGUUCUUAGCCUACGAUUCAUUGGACCUGGAAAGAAAGCUCUGGAUCACCAAGGACUUUGGCCAGUCGUGGAACAAGGUCCACGAGUACGUGGAGUCGUUCUACUGGAUCGGCAGCCUCAACGGGGCGGACGGCGGCAUCAAGCUGGCCGUGCAGCGGCUGGAGCCGUCGGGGGAGUCCACCGUGCUGGUGUCGGGGUCCAUGUUCCAGACCCCGCGCGACGCCCAGCUGCUGAUCAAGGACGUGGAGGAGUUCCAGGUCAAGGGGGACUACAUGUUCGCCACCAGGAGGGUGGACGUGAGGAACCUGGAUCUCUACAUCUCGUACAAGCGAGGGGAGUUUGUGAGGGCUCAGUUCAUGUCGGAGCUGGACAGGCGAGAGUUCUUCGUGGCGGACGUGAACGACUCCCAGGUGUUCAUGGUGGUCGGCCACACCGACACGCUGUCGAACCUCUACGUGGCGCAGAUGUCGGACGGCAGCUCGGUCAGCUUCGCCUUGUCGCUGGAGCGCAUCUUCUGCUUCUUCCCCAACUCCACCUGGCGGUACACGUGGUUGAAUAGUGUUGCAGAUGAAACAUUUGCUGACUUCUACAAAGUGCAAGGUUUGCAUGGCAUCUACAUCGCAUCCCAAGUCUCCUUGUCGGUGGACAACCACAGCAUAUUACCCCAGCAUCUGACGACGGUCAUAACGUACGAUUCUGGUGGCGAAUGGCGGUUCUUAACGCCUCCGGACCAAGAUUCUUUGGGGAGGAAGAUUCUUUGCAAUGUGUCCAACGGAUGUUCGCUGCACCUCUCCCAGCGCUUCAACCAGCUGUACCCACUGUCGCGGGCCGUUCCGAUCCUGUCGAGCAAAUCCGCCCCUGGCAUCAUCAUGGCGACGGGCACGAUAGGCAAGUCCCUGAAAGGCCACCCUGGCGUGUUCCUCAGUCGGGACGCUGGGCUGACGUGGGUCGAGAUACUGAAAGACUACUACUUCUACAACUUCGGGGACCAUGGCGGGGUGCUGGUGGCGGCCAAGUACUUCAAGUCGUUGUCGGAGAAGACGCGGGAGCUGCUGUACUCGACCGACGAGGGCGAGACGUGGCACACGUACCACAUGUCCGUCCAGGACCUGCGCAUAUACGGCCUGAUGACGGAGCCCGGCGAGAACACCACCGUGUUCACCGUGUUCGGCGCCAUCAGCGGCCGCUCCCACGAGUGGGUCAUCCUCACCGUCGACCUGAAGAACGCUUUCAAGUACGACUGCAAACCAGAUGAUUACAAGUUUUGGUCUCCAAGCAGCUCCACAGGAUCAGUCAUGCACAUGCCCUGCAUCUUGGGCCGUAAGGAGACUUACGAGCGGAGGAUUGCCCGGACUAACUGUUACAAUGGCCGCGAUUACGACCGCCCCGUUAGAAUGGAAAUAUGUGAGUGUGACUUGGAGGAUUUUGAGUGUGAUUUUGGUUUUGUUCGAAAUGUGGGUUUGGAAAUUUGCACCCGAAACAAAACGAACGGCGUCAGUCCAUACGAUAUCCCGAAAACGUGCACACCAGGGAGUUUCUACAACCGGACAAGAGGCUAUCGCAAAAUCCCUUCAGAUGCUUGCAUGGGUGGAAAUGAGGUGGCUUACUCGCCAGAAAAACUGCCAUGCCCUUUCAAGGAGAGCAAAGAGUUCCUUUUGGUUGCCCAGCGCCACAAGAUAUUCAGGGUUGACCUCGGAGAACCAACACCCAAGGAGGAAAUGCUUCCAAUCUCAGUCAAUUUGCAGAAUGUGAUUGCCAUAGAGUUUGACCUCAAAAACAAUUGUGUGUACUGGGCUGACAUCAAUGUGGACACCAUAAUGCGGCAGUGCCUGUCGGACGGCCGGGAGCCCGAGACGCUGGUGAAGACGGACGUCAUGUCCAUCGAGGGCCUGGCCCUGGACUGGGUGUCCCACCACCUGUACUUCGUCGACGGCAUCCGUGCCAAGAUCGAGCUGAUCCGCACGGACAUCGACCACGAGGGGCGUCUGCGCCGCACCGUCCUGAGGGCCCCCCAGCUGCAGAAACCAAGAGGCAUCGCCGUCCAUCCGAUGAUGGGGUACCUGUUCUGGACAGACUGGGCGCCAGCGAAGGCUUCCCUGAACCGAGCUAACCUGGACGGUUCGGACAUGAAACCGCUCUUCACAAAGCCGGAUGUGGAUUGGCCAAACGGCAUAACCAUAGACUACAUCGCCCAGCGCAUCUACUGGGUGGACGCGAAGUUAGACUACAUUGCAUCGGCCUCUCUAGAUGGCACCAAAUUCACCAAAAUCAUCACCAACAGUCCGGCUGUAAAACACCCGUUUUCCGUGGCAGUUUUUAAAGAUCUAAUGUACUGGGACGAUUGGGAACGGAAGAGCAUCUUCGUGGGAGACAAGGAUCACGGAACGGGCAUUCAAUCUGUGUUGACGCAGAUAUAUGGCCUAAUGGAUCUGAAGGUAUAUGCUCAUAGCAUUCAGGAAGGUGAGAACGCUUGCAGCAAAAACAAAACACAAUGUUCACACUUAUGCCUUGGCCUCCCAAAGAACAAAUUUGUGUGUCAGUGUCCCGACGGCAUGACGUACAAAGAUGGCAAGUGUAUUUGUGCCGACAACAAACCUGCAUUUGCAAAUGGCACCUGCCCAUCAGACUCGAACACCUGCUCUAGCGAACAGUUCCGGUGCACGAACGGCCUGUGCAUUCCCGUUUCUUGGCGGUGCGACGAUGACGACGACUGCGGGGACAGCUCUGACGAAGCGAGCUGCAAGCAAGUGUCUUGCCCGCCGGCCAUGUUCCAGUGCGAGAGCGACGGCAAGUGCAUCCCGCCCUACUGGAAGUGCGACUUCGACCACGACUGCGCCGAUGGAAGUGACGAGAGGAAUUGCUCGCACGUGUCUUGCCCGUUCGGCCAGUUCCACUGCGAUAACGGUCGCUGCAUAGCAAACCGUUGGAAGUGCGACGGGGAGGACGAUUGUCACGACAAUUCCGAUGAAAAGAACUGCAGUUCGCACUCGUUGCCAGGCACCUGCAAGCCGGAUGAGAUCAGAUGCGGCAAUAGCUCGAUGUGCAUUCCUGCGCGCUGGCGAUGCGAUGGUGAAAGGGACUGCAUUGAUAAUUCGGACGAAGCAAACUGCGCACACACCACUUGCGAAAGCUGGCAGUUCGUUUGCGCAAGCGGAAGGUGCAUCUUCAGGUCGUGGGUGUGUGAUGGCGACAACGACUGCGCGGACGGUGAUCAAGGAAGCGACGAGAAGAAUUGCAGCACUUCUGCGGCCAUGACAACUGUUGCACCCCCAACCUUGCCAACAGGUGUUUGCAGCGCCUUCAUGUUCAAGUGCAACAACUCCAAGUGCAUACCGCUGUGGUGGAAGUGCGACAACGUCGACGACUGCGGGGACUCAUCGGACGAAGUAGGGUGCUCCAGCGUCCCGCCCUGGAGCUUCAAGCCGAGCACCGAGCCUCCGGCUGUAGUGUGCUCUGAGAACCAGUUCCGCUGCCUGUCCGACACGUGUAUUCUCUCGUCGUCUGUGUGCGACGGCAGAAGGGACUGCGAGAUGGGGGAGGACGAGAACAACUGCCCGUGGUACAAAAAGUGCAGCGAAGAUGAGUUCAUGUGCAGGAGUGACGGCAACUGCGUCCCACUGACCAGUUUCUGCGACGGGCGCCCGGACUGCCCUGACAAAUCGGACGAGUUCAACUGCGACUUGCCGGGAGGUGCAACUCCGGCCACACCGAGCUGUCAGAACGGGUUCUUCCCGUGCGACGUGAAGAAGUGCCUGCCUCUGUCGAAGAUGUGUGAUGGGAAGCAAGAUUGCGACGACAGCUUCGACGAAGGUUCGAACUGCAGCAACGGCACUCACCAGAGAGAGUACCAGGUGAACUUGAGGGUCCAGGACCUGCUGACCAACGCCUCCAGCCUCACCCUGACCUGGUGGCCGGACAGCUCGCCCAGCGUCUCCCAGCUCGAGUACCUGCCCUCCAUCUGCGAGCAGGACGGCGCGGAGCUGUGGGCCAACGGCACGGCCUGGCAGACGGACGUGCGCUACCGCUUCACGGGUCUCAAGCCCUACACCGGCUACAAGAUGACCGUGUACGUCAGGGAGAAGGAGUCGAAGCGGGAGUACCGCCCGGCGCAGACCGUGAACGCCAUCACGGCCGAGGGAGUGCCGUCUCCACCGUGGAACGUGCAAGUGAAGCAGCUGAGUGCCUUGCGGGUGAACGUGUCUUGGAACGUUCCUCACAGUCGAAAUGGUGUGAUCAAGGAGUACACAGUCAUGCUGAGCCCCCCUCUGCCCCCCCUGUCCGAGACGGUGGACGGGAGAACCACCCAUGCUGUCCUGGAGUCUGCAUUCACUCCUGGCGCCAACUACACCUUCUGGGUGAGCGCAAAGAACGGCGGAGGCGUGAGCAACGACUCGAAGCCGGCGAUCCUGGAGUUUGACGGCAGCGCCAUCAUCGAGCUGGUGCAAGGGCUGGUGGCGAGCGAGGUGGACGCCCACACGGUCCAGCUGUCGUGGAUGAGCCUGGGCAACGUCCCCGGCUACACCGUGAAGAUGCGCGCCAACCCCCCGUACCCAGAAGUGAUGGAUCCGUUGACCGUCAGCGACAACAAAGCAAACAUUAGUAACCUUGCUCCGGGUGCCAGCUACGUGUUUGAAGUGGCAGGCACCAAUGAUUCGGUCACGGGUCCAUGGUCCAGCAUUUCAGUGAAGACGGACGGCUUCCCUCUCCCGGAGGUUGAGAACGUACGCGUGACUUUGGAUACUUCGCACAGAACAAUUGUGAACCUUCGUUGGGACGCUGCGAAGAGCAGUGCUUACAAGCAGCAGUGGCUCUAUGGUAUCUACUACGGCCUGAGGACAGAAGACCUUUAUAAAAAACCACUCUACACCACUAGCGAUCUGUCGACGGUGGUAAACGUCCUGCAGGCGUGCGAGGACUACUUGUUCGCCGUGGGCGUGGUGGGACCGCUCGGCGUGGGGCCCAUCUCUAAGAACCCUCCUCACAUGAUCACGGAGUUCAACGACAAGGCCCCGCCGAAGAGCGUGGUGAUGGGCCCCUACCUGCACAACGAAACGAGGAUGUGGGUGAACUGGACGUCCUCAUGUCCCGAGAUGCGGGAACCUAUUGGUUACGAGGUGACGAUCGUGGAGACGACCCAGAACCAGUUGUCGACGUUCACCGUGCUGCCGACGGCGAGCACGCGCGUGUCCUACUGGUUCAACGUGCACUACGGGGGCAAGUACCGCGCGCGGGUCAGGACGGCGGUGGCGCACUCUGUGGCGUCGGAGGAGGUGGAGUUUGCCGCCCCCUACAUCAGGCCCCCGGGCCAGGUGUACGUGCUGCAGCAGAAGAACGACACUUACAGCGGCUACUUCGUGUUCUGGAGGGAGGCGGAGCUCCCCGGCAGAUUGAAGAACUCUUCUUACAAGUACGUGGUGCUGGUUUCACCCGGCCGGUCGAUAAACGAAAGCGCCGUGAAGCGCUACGAAGUGUCUCAGCCACCUUUUAUCCUGGAUGCCAAGGAUGCAGAGGGUAUCUACUCUGUCUCCGUGCAAGUGAAGACUGACCGAGGGUUCCUGUCGCUGCCUUCAGAGGUGGAGUCUGUGAACAUUCUCAAGGGCGAGUGGGGCCCGGCGAGCGACGCCAGCGCGAGUGGCGCCAACACGCGGCUGGUGAGCGUGGUGCUCCCGGUAGCCGCCCUCGUGGUGCUGCUGGCCGUCGCCCUCGCCGUCUUCGUGGUGCGGCACCGCCGGCUGCAGAAGAGCUUCGCCUCGUUCGCCAACAGCCACUACGACUCCCGCUCUGGCUCCGCCACCUUCUCCGGGGCCGACGGCCUGGAUGAAGAAGACUCACCCGUGAUACGAGGAUUCUCGGAUGAUGAGCCACUAGUUAUAGCUUAAGUUGGAAGCUCUGUGCUGUGUAACAUGUUGCUGUUGAACCUCUGUGAUAUUGUAGAAGCAACCCACUGAUUAUCCUACUUCGUUUGCUUGUAUUUAAAACCAGAGUUUCCGAAGUAUCGUGCAGCAGUUUUACUUUAAGGCAACAGAAGAUAUUCUAUGAUUUUAUACCUGCAAGUACUAAAGACUAUGGGAUCAGUUUUAUGUUGUGGAGAUUUUAAUUUUACAGUUAUGCCUUGUUUUACCAUAAUGUAAUCCAAGUAGCUUGAAAAUAGUGUAACCACUUAGUUGCUGUAAGUUUUCUGUUAGGUGCUGAUGGAUACAGACUACAACAUUGUAAUCAUUAUUAUACCCUGACAUAAAGAUGUAUUUCUUAGACAUUAAUGUUUCUAGUUUAUUGCACAUUGCUUCUUUGACAAAACAGUCACACAUUCUCUUCUACAUCUAAGGGCUUGUGAAUGUACUGUUACAUGGCAAGAUUAUAUUGUUUUUGUUUGUUGGGUACAAUUUUAUAUUACCAUAUCUUCUUUUUCAUUCCUUUUAAAUGUUCUCAGUUUAUUUCAUUGCAUUGCUCGCAACAUUUGUAGUACAAGUGAUUAAAAGAAAUGAAUGUGCAAAAAAAUCAAAAUAUAGUUAGUUUUUUUUUUAUAUAUAAAAAAUGAUGCUAGCUUGCAUGCAGAUAAUUAACAUUAUGGUUGUGUUAGAUUAUUCCAGAUUUUUUUAUGGUUUUAGUUUGCAAUUGCAGACAUUGUUUUUAAGAAACAUUUUGUACAAACUGGUGUUGUCUAACUUUUGUAUGUAAGUGUUCUUUAUUCUGUUCUUUUCAUGGCCAUUUCUUUAUAGCAGUAGCAGCCAAAUUAUUAUAUAAUGGCAUGAAAACAUGUAAAUAUAGGAACACAUCUGUGUGUUUGGGUUCCUGCAAACAGUUAUUUUGAACCAAAGAAAUAAAUUGUAAUGGGCUAUUUUCUGGCUAUCAAAGAGUUUUUGAAUGUAUAUUUCUAGACAUUUUCAGUGUAUAUAGUGUUCAUAAAAAUGUUUAUAUAUAAUUGUAUCUUGCAAAAAUUAUUAAAGUUAUAACUCUAA